ACCGAUGACAUAUUAACACAUCCCAGCAACACCAUGAGGAGCAGACCCAGGUGCUUUUUCUGGGGUCUCGGAUUUCUUCUUUUCUGCUGCAAAUCAGCCUUGAGCGGUGAUUAUUUGACUUUCGACCAUUUUCCUUUGGAUGAUUUUGAAGAUGUAUAUAGCGGGAGUGGCAGUGACUCCGACGUAGACUGUGGCCCCAAUGCGGUUCCCUGUAACAUCUCUCACUGCAUCUGUGAAGACGGGUUCAGGUCCAUCUCUGGAAAAGAGCCUUUCCUUGGUACCAGUGAGUCCAGUUGUGAGGAAAUCCCCCUUCACUGCCAUUCAGAUUUCAUGAGAGAAAAUGACUACGUGAAGAUGUGUUUGAAUGGAUCACAGCAGAUUGACUUGGAGAAUAGGAAAAACAGCUCAUUCUGUUCGCUGGUCAAUUCCACCCUCAGGCUCCUGACACCUGCCUGUGAGAACAUCAGCUUGACCACUUCCCUAGAGGAGACAGCGACAUCCUUCGAACACGUCCUUGCUGACAGCUCCCUCUGGAGCGUCGAAAGCAAGGAGGAAGUCGCUUCUGCUGCGACGCUGUUUCUGCAGAGUUUGGGGUCGGCCGCAGUGACAGCUGCCCUCGCCUCUCCGGAGAACCAAACCCAGACUGUGACCACCAAGCUAAUGGCGAUUCAGACGAAGCUCACCGAUGAGAACUGUAGUCUGCAGAGCAAGGUACUUGGGUUCCGUGCUCACAAAGACAGGAUGGAUAUUCACUGCACUGCCGUCACUGACGCUGACAUGGAAGGUUCUGCUGCUGUCGCUUUUAUCUCCUACGUGGGGCUGGAGUCCCUACUGGGAGGGAGAUUUUUGCAGGAUGAAAAUCCAGGGAGCGAGGCAAGACCAGAACAGGUUCACGUGAAUUCCAGAGUGGUGAGCGCCUCCACCAGCACCUGGAAGAAGAAGCUUUCCAGUCCCAUCAACCUCACCUUCCAGCACCUCGAGGACAAGACUCUGCUGGAUAGGGCCAUCUGCGUCCACUGGAACUCUACAGGCCAGGAUGGUGUCUGGUCCCCCCAGGGCUGCCAGCACCUUCACUCCAAUGUCACUCACACACGGUGCAGCUGUCGCUACCUGGCCAGCUUUGCGGUGCUGAUGGCGCCUGGUAUCGUUCAGGUGGAUUUUGCCCUGUUCGUUAUCAGCCAAACCGGGCUCAUCAUCUCCCUGGUCUGUCUUGUCCUGGCUAUCGUCACCUUCCUCUUCUGCCACCCCAUCUGUAACACUAGCAGCACCUUCCUCCACCUGCAGCUCAGCAUAUGCCUCUUCCUGGCCGAUCUCCUCUUCAUACUGGGAAUAGACAAGACUUACAACAAGCUCAUGUGUUCCAUCACCGCCGGCUUGCUGCAUUACCUCUUCCUGGCUUGCUUUGCCUGGAUGUUUCUGGAAGCGGUGAGCCUGUACCUCAUCGUCAGGAAUCUGAAGGUGAAAAAUUAUGCGGGCACGGGCGGAUGCACAAGAAAAUGCAUGUACGCUUUUGGCUACGGACUCCCAGCAGUGAUUGUGAUCACGUCUGCAGCCAGCGCGCCCAGCAGCUAUGGAACUCCUUAUCACUGCUGGCUCAAUCCUGAUAAUGGUUUUAGAUGGAAUUUCCUUGGACCUGUCUGCGCCGUGGUUGUGGUAAAUUUAGUAUUUUUCUGCCUUACUCUGAAGCUUUUGCGAGAGCAUCUUUCCUCCCUCAAUGCAGAGCUGUCUACUCUGAGGAACACCAGGUCACUGACUUUUAAAGCCCUGGCUCAUCUCUUAGUCCUGGGCCUCACGUGGGGGCUGGGCACCUUCCAGUUCGGCCCGCUGGCCACGGUGAUGGGGUACCUGUUCACCAUCACCAACAGCAUGCUGGGAACCUUCAUCUUCGUGGUGCACUGCCUGCUCAACAGAAAGGUGAGAGAGGAGUAUUGGAAAUUAUUUACCAGGCUUCGACGGUCAAAGGAAGAACCUUCGUCUUCCAAUAUAACUAUGUCUGCUCUCGCCUCCAGCACAGCCACGGAUCCUCUGCAAAACAGUGUCCCAUCCUACCUGCAGAAGGCAGCGAGAAAUUGAUCUGUCGCCUGGCCUCUCUUUGGCACACUCUCAUUAAAUGCUCCUGCUGUGUCACCAAAGAAUGUCUCCAUUCUCAAGCCCACGAGCAAC
This is a messenger RNA of Malaclemys terrapin pileata, 2163 nucleotides long. RefSeq names its product adhesion G protein-coupled receptor E2-like. The coding region runs from base 34 to 2073 and encodes 679 amino acids. Gene Ontology annotation, cellular component: membrane. Lineage: Eukaryota; Metazoa; Chordata; Testudines; Emydidae. The record is from RefSeq and is a predicted model, not a curated record. The transcript has 17 exons. Gene Ontology annotation, molecular function: G protein-coupled receptor activity. Gene Ontology annotation, biological process: adenylate cyclase-activating G protein-coupled receptor signaling pathway; cell surface receptor signaling pathway.